UGGAAUUAUCCGCAGUAAACAGGAAGAGGGCGGGAAACAGCGCCUGUGGUGACAAAUAAAAACAGUCCCAUUACAGAUCAGCAGAGAGGAGCCUGGUACCCACACUGCGGUCUCCCUCCUGUAAGGUGGUGAUUAUGCGGCCAGGACGGCGUCUGUAACACGGCUUUAACAGAUCUCAGGCCAGGCUUUAGGGGUGAAUUCUCAGGAGUGUGUUUAAAUCGAGUUUCUGGGACAUGAUGGAUCCUCCUGACGUUCUCCUGCAGUGUCCCUGGCUUCCUGUGAGCAUCAGUGGCUGCCACCUCCUCGCCAAGAGCUGGUUUGGGAACACGGCGUACCACGUCCUGCUGACUGACAUGCACUGUGUGUGGGAGGAGAGGAUGGACUCUGAAGCCAUCCAGAAGAGAGCUCAGGAGCUGAACAAACGUCUGAGAGCCCCCGUCAAAGCUUUCUUCUCCCACCUGUGUGACGUGGUUCAGCCCACGCUGACAGGAAGUGACAGACGACCUGCCGAUGAGUCUCCAAUUUCUCUGACGCGACAAAAAGACGGAAACAUCAGCAUGAAGCUGAAGAGCGAGCUGGCGGGGCUGCCCUUCUACUGGGAGUUUCACUGCACCCCUGCUCCAGUCACAGUGGUGUGUGCCCAGAUGCUGCGCCCCCUGCUGGUGAUGAGCCAGCUGCUGCAGCAGCAGGUGGAGCAGCUGGGAAGUCUACUGAUGAGGAAGGAUGCCGAGAUCCAGGACUACAGAGAGAACGGGGCCACGCUCAGCAGAGAGCGGCUGCAGACGGACGUUUUUGAGGAGCAAACCCACAGAGAAGACUUCAUGGCAAAGACUCUUCCUCUGCUGCAGCACGACACUCCCAGCUUCGACGCUGACCUCCAGCACCUGUACACCGCCGUCGUCGCCCAUGGAAACACACGGAAGCGCAAACUGUCUGAGGGACGCCACAUUGAGGAGGAACAGCCACUUGCAGAAGCAGGAGUCAGCACUGAUCUGGGAGAAUCAGUCAGGAGUGAACCAGCUGAGACCAAAGAGCAGAACCAGAACAGGAAACUGGACAACGUUGGAGCCAAGAUGGCUGACAGACCCUCAGUUCAGCAGUCUCAGCCGACCAAGCCUGCCGCUGCUGACCAACCACCGUCCAAACCAAAGAAGAAGAAAGUCGGCCUGUUUAGAUGAUCUCGAGCAGUAGGAUGCACACACAGACGAUUAUUAAGAACUCCACCACAAAAAAAACAAGCUUUUUAUACCAUUUCAUGAUAAAUGGAGAAUGGGUUUAUCUUAUAACUGAUUUUUUUUAAGCUUUCAAUCGCAGGAUUCUUUGACAAUUCGGGACUCUUUAGAUGGUUUUAAGAUUUUACUUUUCCAAUUUUAAACUGUUAAGGUAAUUUUUUAAUAAGGGUUGUAAAAUAAAGUCUGGGUUUUGGGUAGUUUUCAUGAUUUUAAAGCUGUUGAUUAAAGAUGUAAAUAUAAUUUAGUGGGCUUUUUUUGGUCUUUUAUUAAUUACUUCAAACUGCUUGGUGGUGAAAUUCCUCCAUAAGGUCUACAAUUACUGGACAGCUAAAGUGGCUUAGAAUUGCAGGUGGACGAUUGGCAGAAAGAAUAUCAGUGUUUAAUGACAGUGAUUCUGAAGUAUUUAUCAGUGGAUUAGCUUUAGCCCGAUGUUUUUGUGUCUAAAGACUCACUUUGAAGUAAUUUCUUCCUCCUAUUCUCAGACAGACGAAGGGGGAAUAAUGAGCGCUCGGCGGUUGAUAAAGCGGCUGCUCGGCUCUUUCAGAGUUCGGUGAGAUGUUGACUCAAGGUGUUGCAGCAUCUGGGGAAUGCUAUUGAAGUUUAGGUUGAAAAGUCUCUGUUUGCCUGCAGGAUUUCAAGAGUUUCUGUGUAACAGACAACUCUGAACAAUUGAGUCAUGCUAACUGGAAAUGAAGAUGUUUUUAUGCGUUUAUGAUCAUGUUUAUCUCUGAAGUUCCUGGAAAUGAUCCCCACAAUUUCCAGGAAAUCAGCAUAAAUUCCAAGGGAGUUUCCUGAUUGUUAUUUUUCUUCCUAAUUAGCUCAGAUUGUGUACAUUUAAGUAGAGGUGGGCACAGAGUCAAAACUAUCAACCUUUUAUCUGUUAAACUGUUGCUACGGCUCAAAACAAAAAGAAGUUAACACUAAUGUUACAACCUGCUGCAAGUCUAGUGGUCCACCUUCAGGCCUUCAACAUGUUUUUACAGAUCUGCUUUGUGUCCGUAUUAAACCAUUCAUCAAUAAAAAGAUCUGAUUCUUCUUAUUCUGACCAUUCAGAGUCAUCA
Cheilinus undulatus (humphead wrasse) is the source of this 2293-nucleotide messenger RNA. It is a transcript of the gene nhej1, whose product is annotated as nonhomologous end-joining factor 1. Gene Ontology annotation, molecular function: DNA end binding. Gene Ontology annotation, cellular component: nucleus; DNA ligase IV complex. The transcript is spliced from 9 exons. Bases 234 to 1178 code for a protein of 314 amino acids. The record is from RefSeq and is a predicted model, not a curated record. Gene Ontology annotation, biological process: double-strand break repair via nonhomologous end joining. Lineage: Eukaryota; Metazoa; Chordata; Actinopteri; Labriformes; Labridae.